This is a messenger RNA of Myodes glareolus (Bank vole), 2517 nucleotides long. RefSeq names its product atypical chemokine receptor 1 (Duffy blood group) (gene Ackr1). The record is from RefSeq and is a predicted model, not a curated record. Gene Ontology annotation, molecular function: C-C chemokine binding. Gene Ontology annotation, biological process: chemokine-mediated signaling pathway; inflammatory response; regulation of chemokine production. Gene Ontology annotation, cellular component: membrane. Lineage: Eukaryota; Metazoa; Chordata; Mammalia; Rodentia; Cricetidae.
UAUCCGUGUGGUCGGGUUGCUUCCUUUCUGCUGUUCUCACUGCUGGCUGGGCUGCAUGUAACUGAGGGCUGUCCUCAUGUCCCAGGCACCUGGCACUGCUUCCUUGCCGUGCCACCCUCCGGAAUGUCUGUGUGUGGAGUCAGGGGAGAGAGUGUCUGAGUCAUUUGCUUUCCAGAGAACAUUUGGUUUUGAGGCAUGUCAUCCGACUGCUAUCCUGUUACCCUCUGCCCAGCAAUGCUGGCCAACACCAUGAUGGAGGUGACGACCCCACUCACACCCUCCAGGAAGGAGAGCUUCACCUGUUUUUGUCAAACCACCUUCCUGUCUCCCUCCUGUUAAGCCUGAAACUUGACCUGGGUACUCAGCCUUUUGCACCUCAGUCUGAGGGGGUUAAUGGAAAUCCACCUACUGAACAUGGAUUCUGUAUUUCUCCUGGCCAGAGAAAUUCUAUGUCCCAUCAAAAACUCCACUCAUUGCAAAGGCGGCAAGCCAAUGAAGCAGUCUCAUAGUCUGUACGUCUCACAUCAAAAUGAAUAGAGAUUACCCAGUGGGCUAUACUCUCACAUCAAAGUAAGCUGUCCCAUGGUCCCCCAGAGGCUAUUUUGAUGUGUCAGACACCAUGUGUUCUGCUUGGUGUGAGAGACCCAUUCGUUGAGUCCAUAGGUGGUAAGGCAAAUGCCCAAUUGCUCCCUGAAGGAAAGUCAUUACAUGGACUUGACAGACCUCCAAUCUUCUGUCCCUCUUAGACUGAAGCACCCACACCUCUAGAUAGCGAGGCAUACACCCAGGCACCACCUAGCAGCUGGCACUCAGAUGGGGGCACACUGAUACUGAACCCAGGGACACAGAUAAAUAGGUGUAUUCCCUGGCUCAUUCCACCACACACAAAAGACAUCCACUUAACUGCAUGUUCUCAGUCUGGGUGGAGCCAACAGCCAAUGCCAUUAGCACACCUUCCCCACAAACGGGAACUUUUGAACUCUUUCCUUGGAUCUGAUUCAAAGGAGUAGAGAACAGAGAGAGUCAUCAGAUGCCUGGUCACUCCAACUUCCCAGCUCCCCUCUCUUAUCUCUGCUUCAUAUGUCACCCCUGGCCCCUCAUCCUUCCUUAUUCCUGAAGGAUCCUCCCUUGCUGGAAAGUUCACAAGGCUUCUUCCUUGCCACCUUUGGGAAAAUUCCCCCUUUGUGGCUCUCACUGUGUUAUUUUCUCGAGGCCAUUCUACCAGUCAAAUCUGACUUCAAAACAGGAAGCCCCCGGACAGCCCCCUGUGUUGGCCUAAAGUUUAAGUAGGCAGUAGGCGUUGGGUAGUUUCCUGAGUGUGACCCACACACACAUCCAGGCUCUGCCCAGAAGCUGAGAGCGUUCAUUAGCCCUGGGCACUUAUCUCGGAGUCACAGCUGCUGACAGAGAGGCCUCCUUGUUCCUUACUCUGCCUGCCCCGAGCCUGCUGUGCCAUGGGGAACUGUCUGCACCCGGUGGAAACCUCCUUUCCAAUAGACAAGACGGGAACUCAGUAUACUUUGGAUUUGUCGAAUUAUGCAUAUGAAGAAAACAACACCUAUGACUCAACUGACAGCUACGAUAACUACAGCAUUGAAGCAGCUGCCCCCUGCCACUCCUGUAAUCUCCUUGAUAAUUCUUCACUGCCCUUCUUCAUCCUCACCAGUUUCCUGGGCUUGCUGGCAAGUGGUGCCGUCCUGUUCGUGAUUCUCAAACCACUCUCCCACUGGCGGAUCUGCCCCAGCUGGCCUAUUCUGGCACAGCUGGCAAUAGGCAGUGCCCUCUUCAGCACUGCGGUGCCUGUCCUGGCACCAGGGUUAAACCAUUCCCAUAGCACAGUCCUGUGUUUUCUGGGCUACUGGGUCUGGUAUACUUCCGCUUUUGCCCAGGCUCUGCUGAUAGGGUGCUAUGCCUGCCUGAACCCCAGACUGAGUAUAGGUCAAAUCCAUGGCCUCACCUUGGGACUCACUGUGGGACUUUGGGGAGCAGCUGCCCUGUUAGGGCUGCCAGUCACCAUGGCCAGUGAUGUCUACAAUGGCGUCUGCACCCUCGCACCCGUCAGGGCCCUGGAAGCCUUGAAGUUCACGCAUUCUGCAAUCUGCUUUACCAUUUUUACUGUGUUACCACUGGCUCUUUUGGCAGCCAAGGGGCUGAAGAAGGCAUUGAGCAAGGAGCCAGGCCCCUGGGUUAGUGUCCUAUGGGUCUGGUUCAUUUUCUGGUGGCCUCAUGGGAUGGUUCUUAUAUUUGAUGCUUUGGUGAGAUCCAAAAUCGUGCUUUUGGAAACCUGUCUCUACCAGAAGAUUCUAGAUGUCAUGCUGAACCUGGCAGAAGCCCUGGCUGUCUUGCACUGUGUGGCUACACCCCUGCUCGUGGCCCUAUUCUGCUACCAGACCACCCGUAGAUCCUUGCCUUCUCUGUCCCUCCCUACAAGACAGUCUUCUCUUGUGGAUGCCCUCUCAGGCAAAUCCUAGUUCUUUCCCCACAUGUCAACCUAAAUUAAAGUCUAUACUGCCUUUA